AUGCGCCUGUCGCUCCUGGCACUCUUCUGCACAACGACCACCGCGCUGCGCGCGCCGUCGCACGGCACGCGACCUUUGACGGCGAUGCGCGCCGUGACGACGGAGGAGUUAGUCGAGUCCUUCGGCGCCAUGAAGGCGGCGGCGGGCGAGCUCGCGCCCUUCAGCCAGGCCGAGGUGGCCUCCGUCGUCGCGUCGCUCGCGAACGUGGGCCUCGACGCGAGCCGCGCGGACGCCGUCGGCGCCGUGCUCCGCGACCGGGCCGGGAACUCGCACAAGGACUGGGCCGCGACGGAGGCCGGCGGCGCGGCGCUCGCGGCGGCCCUGCCGGCGGCGGACUCCGACGAGUUCGCUAGAAUCUUCGAGAAGGUGCUCGGCGGCGGCGGCUGGGCCGGCGCCGUCGCCGCCGCGGAGUCGCGGCCCGAGAGCGCCAAGCCGUGGGUCGUGCUCGUCACGGGCGUCAACGGCAUCCGGAAGACGACGUCCAUCUACGAGCCCUGGUUCGGCGACGCGCUCCGCGAAGCCAUCGUCGGCCCCGGCGGCGCCCGCGCGGACGUCGCCCGGGACGACCUGCCCGUCGGGUCGACCUCGUUCUUCCGCCAGCUCGACUUCGUCAUCGCGACGGCGGCGAACGAGGACUUCCGGCGUCUUUAUGGUAUCGAGGACGUCGCGGCCUACGCCGCGGCCAAGGACGCCAUCUUCUCGCGCUACCGCACGGUCGCCGAGAUGGUCGGCGCGCUGCUCGUCGCCGAGGCGAAGACGCGCGACCUCAACGUCAUGCUCGAGACGUCCGGCCGCGACGUCGCCAUGUUCGAGUACGUCGACCACUUCUUCCCGGAUGCGCACUACCGCAAGCUCGCCCUCAACUUCGAGAUCGAGGACCUGGCCUUCGCGGAGCGGAGCGUCGAUUCUCGGAUGCUCGGCGAGAUGGCGCGGGGCAAGGCGGCGGCGGCCGCGGGCGACGCGCGCGCGGUCGUCGACGCGAACGCGGGCGGGCCCUACGGGUCCGCGGUCCUCGCGGGCGUCCAGCGCGACUCGCGCGCCUGCUGGGCCAAGGUCGCCGCCGGCGACGCGGGCGUCGGCGCGACGUGGCACAUGGCGUCCCUCGCGAUAUCGCCGUCGGACGACGCGCCCUGGACGCUGCGCGCGGCCACGGCCGGGGCGACAUCCUUCGCGUAUUCCCCGCGGUCGUAA
Molecule: messenger RNA, 1191 nt
Organism: Aureococcus anophagefferens
Lineage: Eukaryota; Pelagophyceae; Pelagomonadales; Pelagomonadaceae
Exons: 1
Coding region: 1-1191 (396 amino acids)
Source: RefSeq, a predicted model, not a curated record